Glycine soja is the source of this 1204-nucleotide messenger RNA. Its product is annotated as protein NDR1-like. The coding region runs from base 193 to 999 and encodes 268 amino acids. Gene Ontology annotation, biological process: defense response to other organism. The record is from RefSeq and is a predicted model, not a curated record. Lineage: Eukaryota; Viridiplantae; Streptophyta; Magnoliopsida; Fabales; Fabaceae. The transcript has a single exon.
AAUUAAGCAGUAAGUAGGAAGAAAGAACAUGGAAGCUCCAAAACCCCUUUCACGUUGUCUCCCACAUUCACAUUCAAAGAGAAAAGACAUGCAGCAAAAGAAAGAGAGAGAAAAAAAAACACGAAGAAACAAAGAGAAAGCAAAGAAUUUGAAAUAACACACAGAAACACUCCAACACAGAUUCCAUAUACCAUGCCAUCUAUCUCAAUAUCUCACACCCCUUCCCAAAAAACCAACCCUCUCUUUCUAGUUUCUUCUUCUUCUUCUUCUUCUUCUUCUUCUUCUUCUUCUUCUUCACCAGUCACGUGCAUGCAUGCAUGCAUGGCACAAGAACGCAACACCAACUGCUGCAGGUGCUGUUUCGGCACCCUCCUCUCCCUUGGCCUCACCGCGGCCUUCCUCUGGCUCACCCUCCGCACCUCUCCCCCCAAAUGCACCCUCCAAUCCCUCUACCUCCCUUCCUUCACCUCCCCCCACCACAAAAACGACACCCUCUUCUUCAACCUCUCCCUCCAAAACGACAACAAGGACAAAUCCAUCAAAUAUGGUGCUGUCCUUUUCACCUUCGCGAUCUUCCUCGAUAAUAUCACCACGCGGCCCCUCGCGAAUGCGACCCUGGAGCCCUUCUACCAGGGCCGCAGCAAGACCGCGCGCAAGUGGGGCUCCGCCAGAGUCCCACGCGACGGCAGAGCGAUAGCGACAGCGAAUCGCUCUGCCGACGCCACGGUGAGGAAUAACGGGAAGGUGUUCGUGCGCGUGGAGUUUAGGACUAGGGUGAGGUAUAAGAUAUGGACGCUGUUUUAUGUUAAACGGCAGCGUUUGGUUGGUGGGGCGAAUGUGGAGGUGAAUGCUAGCUCCGGGGAGAAGGUCGAGCCUAAGGGGAUUAGGCUUGGGGAAAUGCCGCCUAGGCUCGGGUCCCAAGCUGCCAAGGCUCGGAGUUGCUAUGUGGCGUUUCUCGGAGUUUUGGUUACUGGAUUGUUUCUCACUGCGUUUACUUGAAUUGAUGACUAUUCAUUAUUGAGUAUUAUUUUACUAUUAUUGUUGUUGUUGGUUUUUUUUUGGGUUAAAUUGGUUUUUGGUAGUAUUUGGAUGGAUGUGUUCAUUGUUUUGUUCUGUAUUUGUUGAGUUCCCAAAUAGGAGAUGUAUAACACGCGUAACAGGUCAAUUUUCGAUCGAUCAGUGAGAUGAUGAAAAUUUCAGCUUA